Molecule: messenger RNA, 288 nt
Organism: Clonostachys byssicola
Lineage: Eukaryota; Fungi; Ascomycota; Sordariomycetes; Hypocreales; Bionectriaceae
Source: the annotation of a GenBank genome assembly
AUGAGUAGGUCGCAAUCGCCCACUCUCAAGUUUGCUGCGCCAAAAGCCUCCAAUGCCUUCCUGCCUAAUAGAAGCACAGGAACCUUUGUCUUGGACGAAAACCCGCGCGCUCUUACUCCCGAUUCGCCUCUGCCGACCCAACUUCCUAAAGCGACAGUUACCUUUGCCCAUCAUUAUCAAUGCGCCCUGGAGCUUGGACCCAGGAUGACAGAAGGCCAUGUUGAGCUGCCUCAUCCUGUCCAAUGCCAAGGCGCCAAACCCCCUGUCAUCUUCAGUGAUGCGACGUGA